AUGGAGGCGGCGUGCAGACGGUUGUGCCAAGGCGACACUUCCAGUCUGCCGGAUAUAGUGGACUGCAUCGAGGCAGGGCAGCAGGCACCAACGGGUAAGCUAGGCGCCAGGGCCUACACUGCACUUGCAACACUCAUGCUUCGUGAAGGCGUUGCGCUUCGCGAGUCACAAGCGCCGAGCUCGGCGCUCCCUAGCAGGGAGGCCUUCUACGCACUGCGCAUUCUCGCAGUUCUAGGCGCGCGGCAUGCACAGGAAGGACACGAUGUAAAGAGCGUUCUCCUUUCACUCGGCUUGCAGCAGUGCCGUGAUAUGAUACUUGACGCUUACUUUGCUCUCAGGCGCUGGCAGCAGUAUUAUGUGGUCAUGUUUGUGACGCUGCUCAUCGGUGUGUAUGGGUGUCGCCCACAGGAUUUGCUCCAAAGCGCGACAUCGCUGAACGUUAUGACCGGAUCGACUGAUUUUAGACGGCUGUCGCCACGCUUUGAAGGUCGAAUUGAAUUUGCCGAGUUCACCUCAGCGCUGCCACACCAUACUGCCAGAGUGGCUGCUGCAGCGGCAGGGUGUAGUGGCGGCCUCACUUCUCUAACUGCUCCGACAAAUCAUCAGCCGCAUGCUGCGACGAGCGGCUCGGGAAGUCCACCGCGCUGUGCGGGCAUUCAGAAUCGAAGCUCGCUGCUGGUCUCUAUCCCCGGUACGUCGACGGACUUACCGCUGCAACCAACACGGUGGUAUCGUGAGCUCCCCCGUAAGUCUAUCAAUGCUCCCUACCCUGUCAACCCGCUCUACGUAAGUGUGGCGUUGCGUGAGAGCAGCAGCGGUGCAAGGGCUGCGGGAGGGAUGACUUGCGACGACGGUGAUGGGGAUCGAGUCUCCCCGGCUUUUCAGUCACUUGUGGCGGAGAUACCGAUGACGGCUCACUUUCCGACCCCUGUAGUGCUUUUUUCUGUGUAUCACGGCGUUGGCUGUGCGCCGCGCUUGCCCACACUCGACGACCUGACUCGCCUUCACGUGUGGCGCGAGCGCAAGCAGCAGGAGCAGACGUCGAAGCCACCUGCCACCGACUCAUCACGGACGCUUCUUGCGGAGCCUCGGCGCGGAUGGGGGUCCAUCCUGGAAGCGGCAGUGCAGAUACGUGAACCCGACGUCGCAGCAGAAGGCGAUGACCCGCACCCGUUUGCUGUGCGCAAUGAGAUGACGUUCUUGUCGCCCAACCCUAGCGCCGUCGCGUAUCACCGUCAGUGCGUGGGCAGUUCUCUGCUGCGAUAUUACCUGGAGGAAGGCAAGCUGCUGAGCUGGGGCUCGUUGGCAAAAGGCGCCCUCGGUCAGCAUCGCCAGCGAUGCAGACGAUCCACGCAUGGGCUACCAAAAAAUGUCACCGCGAGCAGCGACCCCGCUGGUUCGAAUGCCAAAGUCGGCGGCGCCGCUCCGGUUUCUGUGAACGCCAAGCAGCAGUGCUCGAGCUCGCCCGACGCCUCGGCCCUGGAGAGCAACGAGGGCCAGGGGAGUCUGGUUGGGGAGGGUUCCCCUACAGCACGCCCGCACGUGACCGUAUCCAAGGUGUCGCUUGGGCGCGGACUAUCCACGAUGGAUACUCUGUCUGAGAAGCGAUCCGGGGGACGGAGUGUGGCAGAUCAGUUCCAAGCCUCGCCUUCCGCCAGAUUGCCGAAGGCCACAUCGACAGCUUCUGCUGGAGAUUUUGCGGUCCGCGCCACCUCUCCCGAUGCCACCAGCGCGGCAGGCUAUGUUUACCUUCCCUCACAUGUUCACACGGCCGCACGUGCGGCACAGGUUGCCUGCGGGCUCGCCGUCACGUAUGUGUUGACCGUUAAUGGUGCGCUGUACAGCUGCGGCCGCGCCGACAACGGUCAGCUCGGCAUUGGCGAGUGCAGCGCGCGCUACUCCGACGCUGGAGUGAGCAAGCUUCAGCGGGUUCUUCUCAAGGACAACGAACGCGUCACCCGCAUUGCCGCUGGCACCGCGUGCGCCAUGGCGCUCGCUGGAGACAGCGCGCUGUACUGCUGGGGCCACAACGUUUACGGACAGUGUCUGACGAUGCCGGAGGCGAGCCAUGUGUUGACGCCGGUGCGGCUGAGGGCCGGGGUCUACAAGAUACUUGACGUCUGCUUUGGCCAGUUCUUCGGCGUACUACUGUUCGACGACGGCGUUAUGGGCACCUGGGGCGUUGCAUCGAUGCUGGGGUGCAACAUGAGCAGCAAGGGGCUAGAGCAGAGUCUGACACCCGAUCGGUGCAAGUGUUCCAGGCAGAUAGUGCACUUGCAGCUUGCCACACCAACCCCCAUGGCGGCAGUGCGCGCUGGACCGUGGCACGCACUCGCCAUCUCGCAGAAAGGCGAGGUAUACACAUGGGGUGUUGGCCGAAACGGGCGACUUGGGCACGGCACCGACUACUCAGAAGUGAAGCCACGACUUGUCGAGGGGCUACGGUCGUCUUUUGUGGUUGAUGCAAGCUGCUCCAACGCCCACAGCGCCGUCCUCACGAGUACCGGGGCCGUCUACGUUUUCGGCGAGAACACCGAGGGGCAGCUCGGGCUGCGCGGGCGUGCGCCGCGGCGCUUGCCAACGAUGGUGCCGCUUCCGAUGAAGGCGGUGGCGGUGAUAUGUGCGCGAGAGCACACGUGCAUCUUGCUGGCGGACGGUGACGUUGUCGCAUGCGGAUCGUACAGGACGUGCGGCAUCGGCCUCGGCUACGGACGCCAGCUUUUCGCCCCGUCGCGCAUCCUCACCAACUAUGUGACUCUGACGCUGCACUGCGGCCAUCUGCAAAGCAUGGCAGGUGUCGUGCACCGUCGAACUUCCGUGAUGGUGGUGGGCCACUCCACCAUCGAGGAGGUGUCUCGGGUGUCGAGCCUGAUCGUGCGCAGCGGUGUUCGGUGCGCCGGCUCCGGCGCAGGCUUCCUCGUGGUGCUGUCAGAGAACAACUCCCUCGUUGCCAUUGGACGUGGCGAGCGUGGCCAGCUCGGCAUUGGAGACUGCAUGAAGCCGAAUCAUCGCGAUGACGUCACUGUCGCUGCGGCGUUCCGCGAGGUGCAAAUCCCGUCGGACGUCGUCAUACAGCAUGUGCGUUGCGGCCCCGACUUCGUCCUCGCCCUGGACAGGAGCGGGGUCGUGUACGGUUGGGGCAGCAAUGACCAUCGAAAGUUGUGCCAGCCGGCAGAUGUCACGCAAGUCUUUUCGCCAGUGCGCAUCGCCGCCUACGCAAGUGAGCGGAUUGUGCAGAUUGUGUGCGGGGGUACCUUUGUCGUUGCCCUCACUGCCGAUGGAGAGGUGCUCACCCACGGCGAGGCCAUAUACUGCGGCUUGGGCGCGCCGACAUCGCCGACAAAGGCUAAGGGUAGCGAUGUGUCAGUGCCCAUGCGCGUCGCCGGCCUGAGCGACAUUGUAGCGGUGGCAGCAGGGCUCCACCACGCUGUGGCGAUGACGGCGUCGUGCAGCGUCUUCGCCUGGGGCGUCGGCGUUCUCGGCACGGGCAGCACCGCCGGUGUCUCCGAUUCAACCCUCCUCACCUCGAUCACCCCGGCGCCAGUGCAGGUGGCGCUCUCACAGACUAUCCGCAGCAUUGGCUGCGGGCCCAACAACUCCUUUGCGAUCAGUGAUGAGGGGGAGCUGUGGGUGUGGGGCGUGAACAGGUUCGGCGAGUGUGGCAUGCCGACCAGUGGCAAAGGCACGAGCAUCAGCACCGGCGGCAGCACUCUUCAACGCUCGGCGACUGAACAGAAGCAGGGCAGCGAUGCGGCGCCUGAACACGCCAGCGUCAUCGCUACCCCAACCGCAGUUGCGCGACAGGUGCGAGACGCCGCCUUCACAGGUGAGUUCGGCGUGGUGGUGUUCGAAGACGGUCAGGUAAGCGUCUCGGGUCGGAUCCGGUAUGGUGGCCAGAGGUAUCUUCUGUCCAGCUUCCACAGCACCCCUCAGCCACCCUUCUCCAUCGACGUCAACGAGCCGGUAUGGCGCUCUCCUACAGAACCGCACUCCAGCUUCAGUGCAUCCUUGCUCGGAAGCGGCAGUGGUGGCGCAUCUGCUGCUGUGGCGACUGCACCGCGCCAGCAAAGGCAUCAUGGGAAAGCUGACGCGGAGGGCGCGUCCAAAAAUGACAGGGAACCGCCACCAUCUUUCUCUGUUGGCCUCCCGGCUGCCGGCAAGUCUGCGAUGCUGCCUACAGACGGCCAGCAUCAACACCGUCCCCAGCCUCUGUCGCCGCCGCGGUCAUGUGUUGCGGGGAUGGGCACGGCCACUGCAUUAUCCACUUCUGCGCGCACCUGCAAGUCACCGCUGCAGCGCGCAAGCCCUUCUCUUCCCCUAAUGGUCAUGGGUCGCGGUAGUCCAACGACCCCGCCCUCGCGCGCCACGACGAUGGUCGGCGAACUGGCGCCCUUCACCUCACCGCGGCUGGGCGCGCGUGAUGCGACGCCGCUAGAUCAUGGACACGACAUGACGUCCGCGUACUCCCUCCCGAGCAUCUCGGGACUGAUUCCAAGCGUGCAAGGGAGCAUGCCCCAGGCCGCGACAGCCGUCACACUCGGUACGAUGGACGCAGGGGAUGCCCGCAGCGGUACCGGCUGGGGCGUCUAUACCGUUGACGAGGAGGCGCAGACAAACUUAGCCUCCUCGGGAGCGUACCUCAACAGCGCCGAGUACUCAGCACCAGACGCCGGGGCGCCUCUCUCCCAUGCAGAGGUUCCCAGCGAGGCGGACGCGUGCAUCCCAAUGCCGCUGCACCGGGUCACCGGUGGCGCCACACCGCCACCUGUGCGGGCGAGGACGUCGACAGUGACGCAGGCUCGCAAGCCGUUGUCUGCAACGUGGGACACCCUGGACGCUCGGGCACCGCCCCUGCUGCCGUUUCCACCGGAUCACUCCGCCGCCCAAGAAGUCGACGCAGGAAUGACCGCUGCCUCGUCUACGGUGACGACCACGAGAGCCACUUUCAUGGUGCGAGUGCAUGCGCAGACGCCGCCGCGGAUCCAUCCGGCUCAGCGUAGGCCAAAAGUGCGGGCCGCCGCGACCUCCAAACUCCCGAAGCCAUUGUUGUCUUCGCCACCGCCGCCCUCGGCUGCUGAUGAGCGCAUCUUGGGCAUCCGCUGCUUCGCUGGCUGGGAGCAAAUCUUCGUUGUCAUGGAGAAAUAUCGGCCCUCAACGGCUGAGGUGGGUAUGGCACAGACGGGCCUUCAAGUGCUCCUGCGCCAGACUGAAAAUGCCGUGCGGGAGGCGUGA
This is a messenger RNA of Leishmania mexicana MHOM/GT/2001/U1103, 5232 nucleotides long. RefSeq lists its product as hypothetical. The transcript has a single exon. Bases 1 to 5232 code for a protein of 1743 amino acids. Gene Ontology annotation, cellular component: cytoplasm. Lineage: Eukaryota; Euglenozoa; Kinetoplastea; Trypanosomatida; Trypanosomatidae. The record is from RefSeq and is a predicted model, not a curated record. Gene Ontology annotation, molecular function: guanyl-nucleotide exchange factor activity.